Molecule: messenger RNA, 928 nt
Organism: Mesoplodon densirostris (Blainville's beaked whale)
Lineage: Eukaryota; Metazoa; Chordata; Mammalia; Artiodactyla; Ziphiidae
Gene: MYMX
Product: myomixer, myoblast fusion factor
Exons: 2
Coding region: 102-362 (86 amino acids)
Biological process (GO): skeletal muscle organ development; myoblast fusion
Cellular component (GO): endoplasmic reticulum membrane; plasma membrane; Golgi membrane
Source: RefSeq, a predicted model, not a curated record
CAAAUUCAGCUGGACACUGAUGCUAAGCGGCAGUCCCUACUGGUGAGGAGGGAGCAGGAAAGGCAAGCCUAGAGUCUAGAUCGCCUUGGAAGUCACUGGCCAUGCCCACUCUGCUGCUCCCGCUGCUGCUGCGGACGCUGCUGGCCCGCCUGCUGCUGCCUGCUGCCCGCUUGGCCCGCCGGCACUUCCUGCCCCUGCUGCGCCGGCUGGCCCACCGCCUGGGCUCUCAGGAUAUGCGAGAGGCUUUGCUGGGCUGUCUGUUGUUUGUCCUCAGCCAGAGACACCCGCCGGAUGCUGGGGAGGCCUCCAGAGUGGCCCGCCUGGAGAGGAGGGACAGGCUAGCCUCCCAAAUGAGGCCAUGAAUCCUGGUAGCAGCUGUAUCCACUGAAACGCUUUCUUUUGGAGUAAGACAGUCCUGGCCGCAUCACUGACUGGAGCCUGCCCAGUGGGCAGAAGACAUGGUGGAGGACUGAGCAUGAGAGGGGUCCGGCCAGGACAUGCCUCCCCACUCCCCCCACUCCCAGCAGAGAUGAUUGGAAGGAUGCUCUGCAUUUAGCAGAAAACCCAUCAUUAUCCCUCCCUCCCUGCCCCUGCAUUCUUCCCAAGAACUUUUCUUUUCUUUUUCUUUUUUUUUUUGGCCGCACAGCAUGUGGGAUCUUAGUUUCCGACCAGGGAUCGAAUCUGCACCCCCUGCAUUGGAAGUGCAGAGUCUUAAACCACUGGACCACCAGGGAAGUCCCAUCUUUUAAAUUUUUUUCCCAAGAACGUUUCUAAUUACCUCUGGCCUGUGAGGGGAGAGGAACUGACUCUCCUCCUUCCGCCGCCCCCACCCGCAGGCAAAUGGGGACAUGAGGUCCAAUGAGGGACAAUGCUUAACCCUGGGACAAUGGACAAUUUAGCUAAUCCAGACUGUCUUUGACUCGUGAUU